This is a messenger RNA of Myripristis murdjan (pinecone soldierfish), 3705 nucleotides long. RefSeq lists its product as uncharacterized. The coding region runs from base 1 to 3705 and encodes 1234 amino acids. Gene Ontology annotation, molecular function: nucleic acid binding. The transcript is spliced from 6 exons. Gene Ontology annotation, biological process: DNA integration. NCBI's taxonomy places the organism in Eukaryota, Metazoa, Chordata, Actinopteri, Holocentriformes, Holocentridae. The record is from RefSeq and is a predicted model, not a curated record.
AUGUCGUCAGACGAAGAAGGUGCGGCUGCUCCCAGGGCAGGAGUUAGCCAUGAUGAGGACGGCUCAACUGCUUCACUGAAUGGUGAUGGAGGUAACCCAUUGUCUCCUAAUGUAGUAGCUGAUGUACAGCUAGCGCUUAGAGACCAGUUCAUUGAAGGUGUGCGCGACUCCACCCUUCGGCGUGAGUUGCGUAAACUUAUUAGAGAGAAGCCUGAGUCUAACCUGUUUGAUGUUCGAGAGGAGGCACUGAUGUGGACCCUUGAAGAUCGGCCGCGUGGUACUAAUGUGGCGAGAAACAGAAAUCUCAUAGGCGGCAGCCUGGAUGAAGGUUCACGAAAAGCAGACUCGCCCAACAAUGAUGACAGCAAAGAGACAGAUCCAUCUCCACCUGGCAUUAUUGGAAUGAACAUUGCUAAACGGUGCAGACAGUUGGUACUUGCCGAGUUCGACACUGCUCUUGGGGGGGAGUUGGAUUCUGCCUGGAGAGAGGCUUUUCAGCGGGUACAGGAGGCAGAGCUUGUGGAAAAGAUGUCCACGGCUCGCAUAGCCGGCCAGCAAAAAGUGCAUGUGCCUGCUUUGUCAGUAGCCACAGUCUAUGCAAGGGGACUGAAGAGACAGUCUGAUGGUGACACUACUAUGCUGCUGGAGCCAGGAAACGCUCCACUGCCUGGUGGAUUGGUGGUUGUCCCUACUGUAGUGUCAUCUAACAGUCAGGUGUUCCCAGUCCAGGUAAUUAACUUUUCCCAGGAAGAUGUUUGGUUGCCCCCUAAAACUAGGCUAGGUGUUCUCAGCCAGUGUGAGUGUGUUGAGGGAGACCCCUAUGAGGUGAAGUUUCAGCGUAUUUCUGCUAACCAUGAAGAAGUGACUAUUAACCGGAAAGACAGCCAAAGUUCUGACAGUGACAUAAAGAGCUUACUGGACCGCCUGCACAUAGGAGGCAGCCCUGAGCAGCAGGCAGAGCUGGGAGCUCUCCUCAGGAAGUAUGCAGAUGUGUUUGCAGUCAAUGAUGAGGAUCUGGGCUAUACUGAUAGGGUGAAACAUGAAAUCCCCGUGGUGGACGAUGUGCCGGUCUCUCAACCUUACCGGCGUAUACCACCUAACCAGUAUAAAGAGGUCAGGGAGCAUAUUUCUGAACUGUUGAAAAAAGGGGUGAUUCAAGAGAGCUCCAGCCCCUAUGCGUCACCAGUUGUUCUUGUGCGCAAGUCUGAUGGAAGCCUGAGACUAUGCGUAGACUACAGGAGGCUGAACUCAAAGACCAGGCGUGACGCAUUUCCACUUCCACGCAUUGAUGAAAGUCUGGAUGCUCUGUGUGAUGCAAAAUUCUUCUCAACCAUCGACCUCGCAAGCGGAUACCAUCAAGUUGCAGUACAUGAGAAGGAUAGGAACAAAACAGCGUUCACCACGCCAUUCGGCCUGUAUGAAUAUCUGAGAAUGCCUUUUGGGCUAUGUAACGCGCCGGCAACGUUCCAACGCCUGAUGCAGGCUACAAUGAGUGAUCUGGUCUUUCAAAUUGUGUUGGUCUAUUUGGAUGACCUGCUUGUGUUUUCAUCGACGUUCAGUGAUCACUUGGUGAGGCUUGAGACAGUCCUUAAGAGGUUAAGGAAGACAGGGCUAAAAGUCAAAAUGGAGAAGUGUCAUUUUCUCCAGCCUGAGGUCAGGUUUUUGGGUCAUCAAGUCUCGGCUCAGGGCAUAGGUACCGAUCCUGACAAAGUAAGUGCAGUGAAACAGUGGCCCAUCCCUAGGACUGUAAAGGAGCUUAGGUCUUUUCUGGGCUUUUGCAGUUACUAUAGGAGGUUUAUAGAGGGCUUUUCCCAAAUCGCAGGACCUCUUCAUGAUGUUGUAAAUGCCUGUGUCAGAGAGACCUGGACACCGCAGUGUCUGCUAGCUUUUGAGCAGCUUAAGGAGAAGCUGACAGGUGCCCCCACACUCGGCUAUGCAGACUUUUCCCAGCCUUUUAUACUAGAGACAGAUGCUAGCAGCCUAGGUUUAGGUGCAGUCCUGUACCAAGAGCAGGGAGGUAGGAAGAAAGUCAUAGCCUAUGCGAGCAGGAGACUCAGAGGGGCUGAGAAGAAUGAUCAAAACUACAGUAGUAUGAAGCUGGAGCUUCUUGCGCUCAAGUGGGCGGUCACAGAGAAGUUUAGGGGUUAUCUUUUAGGGUCCAAGUUCACCAUCAUCACAGAUAACAACCCAUUAUGUCACCUCUCCACCGCCAAGCUUGGAGCCAUUGAACAGCGAUGGGUCGCUCAGUUGGCUGUAUUUGACUUUGAUGUUAAGUAUCGCCCCGGCCGAUGUAAUAAUGCAGCUGAUGCUCUCUCCCGGCAACCAGCAGCCAAUGAACCAGAACCUUACAGUGAAGAUGCAGAGUAUGAUGGAUGUAUAGCCAUAUGUAACACACUCAGGACAGGCACAGCUCUAGACCUGGACUUAAUUGCAGCAGGGGUUGAGUGUUGUCAGAUACGCCAGCUACGUGUAUCUAAGACAGCUACCCGCCCGCUGGAGGUGGUUGCUAUGGACUAUACCACACUUGAACGUGCCACGGAUGGUCGCGAGAAUGUACUCGUGAUAACUGAUGUUUUCACAAAGUUCAGCCAAGCUUUCGCCACGCGAGACCAGAAAGCAGACACGACUGCUAAAGUCAUCCUGAAGGAAUGGUUCAUGAAAUACGGGGUCCCAGAACGCCUGCACUCGGAUCAGGGCAGAAAUUUUGGAAGUGCAGUAAUUGCUGAGUUGUGCAAGUUGUAUGGGGUGAAGAAAACUCGCACGACGCCCUAUCACCCCCAAGGGAACCCACAGUGCGAGCGGUUCAAUAGAACCCUGCAUGACCUCUUGCGUGCGCUUCCCCCUGAAAAGAAACGGCGUUGGCCUGAACACCUUUCAGAGCUGGUGUAUGCAUAUAAUGUAACACCACACUCGACCACAGGCUAUUCGCCCUAUUAUCUACUGUUUGGAGUUCACCCACACCUUCCAGUUAAUGCCCUGUUAGGCCAAGAGCAGGUGGGGGAUGAGAGGCCUGACUGGUUAGCUGUGCACCAGGAGCGUUUGCGAGAGGCACAUGAGAGGGCAAGAAAGUGUGCUGAGAGGAAGGCUGCGGAGAGAGUGGCCCAGCAACAGGAGAAGGUAUACUGUCCACCUGUUGCCCUGGGACAGCUGGUGUAUCUCCGCCACCGUCCACCAGGAAGGAAUAAGAUCCAGGACGCCUGGGCAGCUACUGUGUAUAAAGUGGUUGACAUCCAAGGGACUACAUAUGCAGUGGAGCCACUGGAAGGAGGGCAAGUGAAAAGGGUGCAUAGGUCCAACUUGAGGCCCUGUGUGGAGCCUGUGCCGAUGGAGAGGCGUCGUCGCCGUGCAGCCUCUCAUGUGGAAGAGCCUACCCUAAGCCUGGAGUCAGACACGGAGUCUGUGGAAGAGGAGUUUGUGAUAGUGGAGGACGUCAGGUAUCCAACUGUCAAGGAGGUGGGAGGACUAGAAACCGAGGAUCCAAAUGUGAUAACUGAUGAGUCAGAGAGUGAGGAUGAUGUGGCUGGGAGUAUGGUGGGAGGUGAAGAUGUCCCCGGGCAAGAUGCCAGUGACACACUUCAUGACCCGGAGGCGAGACCCGUGCCUUGCCCUCACCCCACGCCAGAGAGUGAGUCCGAGAGCAACAGCAGGGAUACACAAAAACCCAUUCCACUUACCCAGGUCAGCCUGCAAUGCAGUGUCAAUUAG